Molecule: messenger RNA, 1779 nt
Organism: Orycteropus afer afer
Lineage: Eukaryota; Metazoa; Chordata; Mammalia; Tubulidentata; Orycteropodidae
Gene: ITPRIP
Product: inositol 1,4,5-trisphosphate receptor interacting protein
Cellular component (GO): membrane
Molecular function (GO): protein kinase inhibitor activity
Source: RefSeq, a predicted model, not a curated record
AUGGCCCUGGGGCUCUUCCGGGUAUGCCUGGUGGUGGUGACAGCCAUCAUCAACCACCCGCUGCUGUUCCCGCGAGAGAAUACCACUGUCCCCGAGAACGAGGAGGAGAUCAUCCGUAAGAUGCAGGAACACCAGGAAAAGCUGCAGCUGGAGCAGCUGCGCCUGGAGGAGGAGGUGGCGCGGCUGGCAGCCGAGAAGGAAGCUCUUGUGCAGGCAGCCGCAGAGGGCCAGCAGCAGAACGAGACCCGCACGGCCUGGGACCUCUGGAGCACCCUGUGUAUGAUCCUCUUCCUGAUGAUUGAGGUGUGGCGGCAGGACCACCAGGAUGGGCCCUCGCCCGAGUGCCCUGCUGGUGAUGAGGAUGAGCUGCCUGGCCUCGGGGGGCCCCCACUCCGUGGCCUCAUCCUGCCCAACAAGGCUACACUCAGCCACUUCUAUGAGCACUGCAUCCGGGGGGCCACCGCUGAUGCCGCCCGCACCCGGGAGUUUGUGGAAGGCUUUGUGGAUGACUUGCUGGAAGCCCUGAGAAGCCUCUGCAACCGGGACACAGACAUGGAGGUGGAGGACUUCAUCGGUGUGGACAGCAUGUAUGAGAACUGGCAGGUGGACAGGCCGCUGGUGUGUGACCUCUUUGUGCCCUUCACACCCCCUGAGCCUUACCGCUUCCAUCCAGAGCUCUGGUGUUCCGGCCGCUCGCUGCCCCUGGAUUGCCAGGGCUAUGGCCAGAUCAAGGUGGUCCGGGCUGAUGACGACAUGCUGGGCUGUAUCUGCGGCAAGACCAAGCUUGGGGAAGACAUGCUGUGUCUCCUCCAUGGCAAGAACAACAUGGUGCGGCCUGGCGGCGAGAUGGAGGACCUGCUGUGUGCCAGAGAGUCCCCGUACCUGGACACCAUGCAGGUCAUGAAAUGGUUCCAGACGGCUCUCACACGAGCCUGGCACCGCAUUGCCCACAAGUACGAGUUUGGCCUGGCCUUUGGUCAGUUGGACACCCCAGGGUCCCUGAAGAUCAAGUUCCGCUCAGGGAAGUUCAUGCCCUUCAACCUGAUUCCUGUGAUCCAGUGUGAAGACUCAGACCUAUACUUUGUCUCCCACCUUCCCAGGGGACCCCCUCAGUGGACCCCAGUGUCCAACACUGACUGGCUCCUGUCCUUUGCUGUCUACGAGCGACACUUCCUCAGGGUGACAUCCAAGGCACUGCCCGAGGGUGCCUGCCACCUCAGCUGCUUGCAGAUCGCCUCCUUCCUGCUAUCCAAGCAGACUCGCCUGACCGGCCCCAGUGGGCUCAGCAACUACCACCUGAAGACAGCCCUGCUGCACCUCCUGCUUGCCCGGCAGGCCACCGACUGGAAGGCCACACAGCUCGACGCUCGUCUGCAAGAGUUACUUCGCUUCCUCGAGAAGAGCCUGCUAGAGAAGAAGCUCUAUCACUUCUUCAUUGGCAACCACAAGGUGCCCGAGACCAUGGGACUCCCCGGGGCCAUCCGCAGGGCUGAGCCUCUCAACCUCUUCCGUCCCUUUGUCCUGCAGCGAAGUCUGUACCGUAAGACGGCAGACACCUUCUAUGAGAUGCUCAAGAAUGUCCCAGCACUCAUUAGCGAAUAUUCCCUACAUAUCCCUUCAGACUACCAGCCUACCCCAAAAAGCUGUCAUCUUUUGAGCAUCUGGGACCCAGAGGAUCGAGCCAGAGUGCACCCCACCACGUCUGUGUCUCCGGGGGCAUCUGCAAGCCUGUCCUGGGAAAAUGGCGGGCUUUUGGGGAUCUAUGGCUCAUCCUGCUAG